GAUGAGGACACGUUUCGCGAUCUAUGCCUGACGAGAAGCUCUCGCUGUGUUACGUUCCGGCGGAGUUGGUUCCUCCCCUUCUUCGAGGCAGUUUCUCGGCGUGCUGCUCGGGUCCCUCCCUUUCAGUGAAGCGAUUCGCCGCAAUCAGCUCCGGCUCAUGUCAAAAACAAACUCGCCGGAGUGGGGCAGCUCUUCAAUCCGAGAUGGAGUGUCAAAGUGAUAGCGCAGAAACAGGCCGACGGUCGGGUCGGCAUCUGAUCAGCUUGGAGGAUCUGGAUUCGAUGACCGAUAAUAUGGACACGGAGUUGGUUCACAACGACAACGGGGAAGGGGAAGAGGAAAACGAGCAAGAUGAGAGCGAACUCUUUACGUACUGGCGAGACGUCGGCCGUCGUCACCUGGUGGAUGUGCCAAGAGACAUGGAAGAACCAAUCCAACAGAUGGCAAGAAACAAUCAAUCUCAAGAUCGGCAGCCAGUCCCAUUUACACCACUGGGCCAUAAAACAAGGCAACAAGCUGAUGAACCAUUGUAUGAAAAACGUCAAUAUGAGAAAGCCAAUUGGGCUUGUGUAACUCAGAAUGAACCUGGCUAUGAGCAGAGCAUAUGCAAGGGAUUCAUGAAAUUGAUGAAAUACAUUUGUCAACAAAACUCAACAGGACUUUUCCUGGGAAUGACAAUACCUAUUCUCACCAUUGUGCACACCAACCAGAACAGAUCAGAACUCCUGCCUGGAGUAACCAUUGCUUACUACAUCCCCACUCACUUCCAACAUCAGGUUCCGCAGCCCUUUGAUGCUGACAUUGUCAUAGAUGAAUCGCCUGCUCGCAUCAUUUACACAAGAUCUUUUAAUGGCAUCACUAAUGAAGAUUCCAUUUUACAAGAGAUAAAUCGUCUAGCAGAGGAUCUCGACUCUCCUGAGCUGUUCCUGCAGGAUACCUUUAUUGUUGCUGGUUACAACAAUCCUGCUGAUCCAAACCGUCGAAAUGAGAUCUGGUUUAUUCAGCGGCCUUGAGCAAAUAGUUCAUAUCUGGCACAGACCUUGUAUAAUGCUUAUUUUGUGAAAAUGUGUGUGUAACAUGUGAUGGUACAAGCUAAUGCAAAAACAUGCAUCAAUUGAAAUCUGUCACAUGAAUAUAACAAGAUGAUGACGGUUGACAAUUAAAAAUACAGAUUAAUGUAGUAUGAAUUUGCCAUGAAUAGUUAAUCAUCGCACCAUCCAUCCACAUUGUCUAUAACAUGUCUGCAGUUCCCACCUUGGCCUUAAUCAUUUUAUAACUCUUAGAACACAAAUUAAUAUCAUUUUUGAUCUUGAGGUACUAUUCAAGAAAAAGAUGACAGUGAUCAUUCACCUCAACAAUAGCAAUUUCAGUUUCAGUUUAUUGUCACGUGUACAGAGGUACCAUGAAAAGCUUAUCUUGCGUGCUUUAAUGUUAUUAUGAAGCAAUUGUUGUUACACAUGCACAGGGCAGGGUCACUCAAUUCAAAAUUCCCCCAAAAUAAUGAGAUACUGAUUUAUUUCAGCUAGCUCAUUUAAUUUGAGUGGAUAUGAUCAUAAUCGGAACCUUAUUGUUGGUCCAAUGCUUAUCUUAACACUUUACAUCACAGCAGCCAACUUAUUGAGGUGCAAUGCCCAAAAUGAUUUCCAAGACUGCAAAGUAUGUACAUAAUUUGCCUUCACUAUUAAAAAAAAAUCUGAUUUUUAAACAAUAUAAAAUAAUGAAUAAAAGAAGUAUCAAUUAUAUUUAAAAUGCAGCUAUAGGAUAAGGGAAAUGCAUAAGGAAAAAUGCAGGUGGAGCAUAGGAGCAGCCAUGUGGCCCAGAGCCUAGGCCAAGACUCAGAGGAGGAGGAAACGAGCAUUGGAGGUCACUGAAAGAAAUUGCAAACAGAACACUGACAGCUCAGAUCAGAACAGCUUCAAAUCAGUGGAGCUAUGGGAGAGUUGCACUACCCACAGUCGACGUUGUUUAAAGCAAAAUAUUUUUGAGAGAUGGUAAAGCGAGUCAUAAGAAAAAUAAUUCUCAAUUAAAAACUUGGUGUUAUAUGAAUUCCCUCUCCUGGGAUGGCACAAUAGUUAUGUAAGCACUGCAACUGCCCUUACAGCUCAAGCAACCUAGGUUUGCUUCUGAACUCCAAUGUUGUCAGUAUAGAGUUUGCAAGUUCUGCCUGUAUCCUAAUAGAUUUCCAUGGGUGAUCUAGUUUGCUCGCCCAUUCGGGAAAUGUGCUGCCAGAGCGGGUGGAUGCUAAUGGGCAUGUAUGAGAGAAUAGAUUGCAUAGAAGCAAUUUGAAGAACGGAUCAACCCUGGAUCAAUGGAUCAACCCUGCCCACGCCCCAAAUCCUUUCAAGUCAGAAGAUAAAACAUCAAUAACACUUUUCACUAUAGCUGGAAAAUAACAGAUUGCACCUAUUUACCUAUAAUUAACCUCAUGUUGGUGGAUGGUAAAUUAUAGAAACAUUUAAAGGAGUACAAUGUGGUAGUAACAUUUACUUGUCAACCUACAUCUCCUGCACUACAAUUGAGCUUUUUUUUAAAAAAUCAUCUUUCAUAUUGGAUAGACCAAACAGCAUUAAGUAUCAAAUGAGAAACUGCGAAAUCAGCAUUUGCCUCAGAGCCAGAACAGAUUCUCCUCAUUCUGGAUGCUUUGCCUAUCUUAUCCUAUUUAAACCAUAUUAUGCAGAAUUUGUAUGGAGAUUAAUGUUUAGUUGUUUACUAAAGUUUCCAAACCAAACAAUAGAUAGUGGUAAAUUGGCCAAACCUUAGUUCAUAUUUAUGAAUUAAAUAUAGCUAAUGAGAAAGCAUUCACUUUGGUGGAACAGAUGCAAAAACAAAAAACAACUUAUUCUUUCACUCUGAACCUCACUCUCAUGCGCAAUGCUGAUGAAAACAAAAUAGUUCCUCAAAUGUUAACAUUGAUGAAUUACAUUUUUGUAAAGAUAAAACAAACUGUCUAAAUAAAAAUAUCUUUUGAAAUU
Messenger RNA from Leucoraja erinaceus (little skate), 2972 nucleotides. It is a transcript of the gene soul3, whose product is annotated as heme-binding protein soul3. The record is from RefSeq and is a predicted model, not a curated record. The transcript is spliced from 6 exons. Lineage: Eukaryota; Metazoa; Chordata; Chondrichthyes; Rajiformes; Rajidae. Bases 24 to 1013 code for a protein of 329 amino acids.